Molecule: messenger RNA, 711 nt
Organism: Caenorhabditis remanei
Lineage: Eukaryota; Metazoa; Nematoda; Chromadorea; Rhabditida; Rhabditidae
Exons: 6
Coding region: 1-711 (236 amino acids)
Source: RefSeq, a predicted model, not a curated record
AUGAACGAAUCUGUUGAACCUGCUGCUUCGAGUCAAAUUCAGAGGGCUUUUGUAACAUUAGCAAUUUUUGUGAUCGCUCUUAUCGGUUUUAUUGGCAACUUGGCUGUUUUCAUGUAUGCUACGAAUUUGAAAAUACUUCAAAAUUCAUUCGGACGACUGUCAGCAUCACAAUCAUUUGCUGAAGCUAUACUUUGUGCUGUUUUUCUUUGCUUUUACUGUCCGAUGGUUCUGCUUGUUCGAAACACACGAAUUCUUAUUGGUCUAGCUUAUGCUAUUCCUUGCUUCACAUCUAUCUACAUGCAUUUAGCUCACAACUGUCUACUUCCAUACGUUGAUUUCGGCUGGUACUUUGGUGUGAACACAUCUGUAGAUUGUGACGUCAUCCGAUUCUAUGUAGACUUCUGCAAGGAUUUUAGUGUAGUAGCAGCUAUCGCAGUGAUUGAUAUUGUAACUAUUAUAAUGAUUAAAGUGACAGCAGUCGAAACGGGAGCUGUUUUUGCAGCAGAACUAGUCCUCUUCUUCAUCGUUUCAUCAAAACAAACUCAUCCAGUUUUGAUUUUCUUGUGUACCACUGUUGCAUGGAGUAUGGUUCAUACAAUUGAUCCGUUAGUGUUGAUCCUUUUGAAUCGAGAAUUCAGGAACAUGUUGAUGAAGAAUCCAAUGAGAUGGAGUAGAAACAACAGCAAUAACCGAGUUGCAGCUAGUGGAUGA